GAGAUGAGAACAUUUUUCUUUUUUCACGGACCAUUGUAAGCAGUCAGAGAGGCAAGCAGAGAAGCGGAGAAGAGAGCAACAGGCAGUCGUGUCCUGAGAGAGCUUGAGAGCAAUGCUCAGUCCACUGACAACAGCUCAACAUCCGGAGAGUAAGGAAGAGGAAGGUAUUUCAUACUGCUGUCUGCCCUGGGGCCUCAGAAAGAAUCUGCCUUCACAGCCAUGUCUGUACCACAUACCAAACCAGGGCCAAAGUUUCUCUACUGCAUGUAGUAUGAUUUGCACACGGACCCUGUAGUUCAUCUACCUUACCAUCUUUAACCUUCUGGAUCAAAGGAUACUACUUACAGUUCAUCACUGUCCAGUCCGCUCAACUUGUGGAAGUCACGGUUGCUGCAAUUCCUUUUUAGGACUCUUCCAUGCAAGUCUUGUCAAGAUGCUACCGGUAGCUUUCGUGACAUGGUGGGUGUUUAUUGGAACCGCUGGAGGUCAGUCACAAUCUCAACAACAGUCUCAGACAGAGGACUCCAGCCCCUGGAGACAGAUGAUACAAUGGGAGAAUAAUGGACGUGUGUACAGUCUUCUGAACAGCGGGGCUGAAUACGUCCCAGCUCGGGCUCAGGAGCGAGAAAGGAACCCCAGGGUACUUUUGGCUGACACUCCCAACCGCAGAUCACAGGGUGGAAAUGUACGUAGACAAGCACCUUCAAGAGGAAUCUCAGAGACUGUGAGAGGACAAGCCAGGCAUCCCUUCGGAUUUGGGCAGGUGCCAGACAAUUGGCGUCAAGGUGCUGUAGGGACAGGUGAAACGAGUCGCUUCCAGUCGCCUACUGGCACUCGUUUUAGACAAUCCUCUGGAUCAAUCUCCUCCUCCUCCUCCUCAUCAUCCUCUAAUGUCCCACCUUAUCCACAGUAUCCAUUGCCUCAACAGCCUUCUUAUGGUGCUCCUUAUGACCCUGUUUUGGACAGGUCACAUGAACCUCCUUUCCGUGGAAUAGGGUAUUCCACAGGCACCGGUGGUGGCCUUACUGGAGGAGGUUAUGGAGGGGGUGGGUACUCUACUGGCAGUUUUGGAGGAGGUAGCUACAAUGGAGGGGGUCCCGUGUCUCCAGAUGAGAGAUAUCGCUACUACCCCCCCUACGGUCAACCAUACCCUGCCGUUCCUCCCCAACCUGCACAGCAACCAUUCUCAGAUGGACUGGACCACAGAUAUAGACACAGUCUGUACAAUGAAGACUCUAGAGACUCUGGCAACAUUGCAGUACCUGUCCCUAACGGUGCAUCAAGCAGCACAGGGUCGGCAGUAUUCCAGCCUGCGGUGCAAAGCCCACAGUAUGAGCAAUUCCCACCCUUCGGAAGGCCCCAACCACAGCCUCCAUUCAUGCAACCUCCUCCACGGAACCCUCUUGCCUCCAACAAUGCAGAGAACCCUAACACCAAUGUCGGAAGUGUUUAUCGUCCUCAGCAAAGAGGUUUGCCUGACCUGGUUCCUGACCCGAACUAUGUCCAAGCCUCAACAUACAUUCAAAGAGCCCACAUGUACUCAUUACGCUGUGCUUCAGAGGAGAAAUGUUUGGCCAGCUCCGCCUAUAAUGCUGAAACUACAGACUAUGACGUCAGGGUUCUGCUGCGAUUCCCUCAGAGAGUGAAGAACCAAGGAACGGCCGAUUUCAUGCCUAACCGACCUCGUAACACCUGGGAGUGGCACAGCUGUCACCAACAUUACCACAGUAUGGAUGAGUUCAGUCACUACGACCUGUUAGAGGUGAGCACCGGGCGCAAGGUGGCAGAGGGACACAAGGCAAGCUUCUGUCUGGAGGACACCACCUGUGACUUUGGCCACCUAAAACGAUACGCUUGUACUUCACACACCCAGGGUCUCAGCCCGGGUUGCUAUGACACAUACAAUGCAGAUAUUGACUGCCAAUGGAUUGACAUCACAGAUGUUCAGCCAGGAAACUACAUUCUUAAGCUCCAGGUCAAUCCCAAAUACUUGGUGCUUGAAUCUGACUUCACCAACAAUGUAGUCCGGUGCAAUGUCCACUACACGGGACGCUUCGUCAAAACAACAAACUGCAAAAUCUCUCAGUCAUGAUCUGCCAGGUCUGGAGGCACAACGUGGAUGAAUCUCCAAGCGCUGUUGCAUUGCAAUGUGAAUGGUGUUGUUAUGACUGUUUAUUGUAUUUGUCUUGGUUCUUUUUUAUGUGCUGUUCCGGGCAUGUGAGUCCAUUGUGAAUCCGUGCCAAGAUGAAUAAACACCAACACAGACACACUGAACCAACUUCCAAAGCAUAUGGCAAACCAAUGUCUAUUUUCCUUCCAGCCAACCCAUUAAUAAAUAAACACAUACACAUUGCCCUCAAUAACUCUGAAAUCUUAAGCAUUUUUAAAGUGAUUACAUCUGGAAAUUAAUGUAAAACGCUACCCAAAUGGCCAGGUAUGGUGCUAUUGAACUAUAGGUCUGUAAUUCAAAUUUGGAAAAAAACAUCAUGUACUGUUUUAAGGAGUAAAAAUAACUAGAAUGCAUUCUCUUCUUUCCCCGAGCUUCUCUCCUUUGUACAGUUCUGUACCGCUUUGGCAAAGAUACAAAACUGAAUAAAGCUGAUUGAGAGAAAGACCAACUUGUCAAUCAUCAUCCAACAUUACCAAAUAGGUAAAAGUGGUUUCAGCAAAAUAAGGGAUCUGCAAAAACGGAUUAGGGAGUAAGGCACUUUGAAUAAAAGCCUUGGAUUCAAAAGUCUUCAACUAAACCUGCUUCAAUUUACAUUUGGUUGGAAUGUUGCAUUGUAUCAGUCCAAUAAUAACCCAAUAAUGCAAACUAGUAAACAUUCAAGUGGAUGCUGAAGUGUCAGUAUAGCAAAAAUGUGGUUUCCAUUGAUUUCGUUGGGCUUGGAAUGAGUUUAAGAGGUGAUUAGCUUGUAAAUCUUGAGCUAUACAUCUACUGUGUAAAUGUUGACGUCCAUCAUGUCUGUUGAACUGCCAAAACUGGUCAGAUGCCACAAGUCAGCGUUUGUUUUCUAUGCUACAGUUAACCCACUGAUGCAUGCCAUUAGCUAAACAAAAGAUGCAUUUAUUUAAACUGAUUGAAUUCAUAUACUCCGUUUUUUAUGUACUGUGUAGGGGGAAAUGCUGUUACAUUCCAGGAAUUCGUAUUUGUAUCUGAAAUCUAGAUGUGUGCCUUGAUUUGUUAACUAGAAUACAACUAAGAUUAUACUACUGUUGAAAAGCUAACAUUGCAUAACUUGAUGUUACAGACGAUCUUAAUAACAUCCGUACCUACCUCGGAAUAAGAGACAUAUGACUUCAGUUUAGCAUACAGUGAGAAAGAUUCCCCUCAUAUGCUACACUUGAAGGGCAUCACGCUUCCAUCUCCAUAUUCUGCAUCAUAUGCUAAUAAGUAGUUACUCUAUAAUCAUCAGCUAUACAUUUGGUGAAGUGUAUACAAACCUUAGCAGCAAGUUUUCUAUGAUGGUCGUCGGAGAUAUGACGUUCCUUGAACAAAGCAGUUAUGUUAUUGACUCCACCUGGUUUCUGGAAACAAAGUCAGAUCGAUUUCCAUUAUCAAGAUACAGAUCAAAUUCAGAACAGAAUUUCGGAUUUAUAUUCUUUUAUAUCCUGUAUAAAUGAUUAUUGUAACAUUGUUUAUAAUGUAGACAGUAAAUCGGUGUCCGUCUGAUAUCUGGAUUGUGGUCCAAUACAGGUGCACACAUCAGACCACACAUCGAGCUCCUUGUGCUGUUUUUAUUGUUGUGAUUUCUUUAUUUGUGGAGAGUUCAUACGGAAUCUUUAAAUAAAGACUAAAGUGUAUCAAUUCA
Triplophysa rosa is the source of this 3812-nucleotide messenger RNA. It is a transcript of the gene loxl1, whose product is annotated as lysyl oxidase-like 1. Gene Ontology annotation, biological process: peptidyl-lysine oxidation. Bases 434 to 2092 code for a protein of 552 amino acids. Lineage: Eukaryota; Metazoa; Chordata; Actinopteri; Cypriniformes; Nemacheilidae. The record is from RefSeq and is a predicted model, not a curated record. The transcript has 7 exons. Gene Ontology annotation, molecular function: protein-lysine 6-oxidase activity; copper ion binding.